Molecule: messenger RNA, 6905 nt
Organism: Drosophila sulfurigaster albostrigata
Lineage: Eukaryota; Metazoa; Arthropoda; Insecta; Diptera; Drosophilidae
Gene: Rbp
Biological process (GO): neuromuscular synaptic transmission
Molecular function (GO): protein binding
Source: RefSeq, a predicted model, not a curated record
AAAUCGCCAACUGAUAGUAGUCGUCAAAGGGGCAGCCACAGCAUGCCGUACGAGUCGAUGCACCAUCAUCAGUCGGCGGCCACUGCGGUGGCAGCCGGCGUAGCGCCAAAUAGCAUGCUGGACGCACUCAGUUUGCAGCUGCGGGAUGCGGAGAUGCGACGCACUGAGAUCGAGCGAGCACAUCAGGAAACUCUGGCACAAAUACGCAAUCUAAGUGGCAGCGCUCGACCCGACACCGAGGCCGUGGAGAACCUUCAAUCGCGUGCUCGUGAACUGGAGAAGAAGGUGGCGCUGGAGAACGUGCACUGCGAGGAGCUGCAGAUCGAGUUGACUGCCGCGCUGAAGGCGAAGGCAGCUCGCUCCUCGGCACCCAGCAACAACAUGUGUCCGACUUCGAUGUCCAACUCGGCGCCCUUCGGAGCUGGCAUGCCAGCCAGCAUUCCCACUUCGGCCAGCAGCUCGACUGUGACUUGGGCGCCGACAAUCAGCCAUCAGGACCAAGGCUCCGAGAUUGAUAUCAUUAUGGCCAAGAUCGAGCAGGAUAAUCGCGUGCUGGCCGAACUGGAGCAGCCAAGGACCUCGGCCAGCGCCAGCAUGUCAGCAUUGCCGCCCAGUUCUAUGAUGAGCGCGGGAAACAGCGAAUUUAGAACCAUAUCAAAGAGUGAGCUCGAGGAAGAACUGAAUCGCUAUAAAAGAGCUGUCCUGGGCGGCGCUUCGGGCGGCGGCGUCUCGGCGCUGUCCUCCGGCUACUCGAGCCUGCCCCAAUCGCUGGCUUCGACUCUGGCCAAUGGGGCCACGAGCAACAGCUUGAGCGGCACCAGCGUUGGCUCAGCGGCAGCUGCUGCAGCCGCCGCUGGUGGUGCGAUGGAUGGGGGAGGAGGAGGCGGUGGUAGAGGAGGCGGACAUACAUCCAUAUCGGGUCUGGUGCCCAACUCAAUUAGCGGCAUAUCGUCGAGUCUGAGCAGCCAUGCCAUACAAUCACUACAGUCGGCUGCCUACGGAGUUGGGCAGACGUCGGUGGAGAAGCUGUUGAGUGGAACUAGUGGAAUAACUGGCAUUCCACCAUUGCCGAGCACAACCAUGCCCCUCCUGUCACUCAACGCGCAUAACAUGCCGCCCGGCGGCUCCACCAGCUACUCGGCUCUCGGCCUAAGCGCCGGCAGCGGCGUCGGUGGCGUCGGCGUCGGCGUCGGCGGCGUUGGCUCCUCGCUCACCCACCCCACCAUGAGCAACAUCAACAUGCUCGACACGAGCGCCCUGCUCGGCCUGGGACCCGCCGGCGGUGGCAUCACCGGUGCCACCUCGCUCUACGGCCUGAGCGCAGGCGCCGCCGGUGGACUGGGCAGCUCCUAUGGCGGUCCACCUUUCAUGGACGCCGCCUCGAGCGCCUCGUAUCCGUUCACCUCGGCGGCACUGCGUCAGGCCUCCAAGAUGAAGAUGCUCGACGAGAUCGACAUACCGCUGGCCCGCUAUGGCAACCGCAGCUCGCCCUGCUCCCCCCCAUUCCCGUGGCCGCAUGGCGGCUGGGGCCUCGACGAGUUCACCGAUGGCCUGGGCACAUCCAUCAUGCACAAUCGCAGCGGGUUGGCGCUGGGCGCCCUUGACCUAGACACUCGCAACCACGCAAUGAACGGCGCAACUGAGCCACAGGUGGACAUGUUGGACAUUCCGGGCAAGGGACGUUGCUGUGUGUUCAUUGCACGCUUUCCCUACGAUCCGCCAGAGGAGGCGGAGGGCGAGCUGUCGCUGUGCGCCGGCGACUAUCUGCUGGUGUGGACCAGCGGUGAGCCACAAGGAGGCUAUCUGGAUGCGGAGCUACUGGAUGGACGUCGGGGCCUGGUGCCCGCCUCGUUUGUGCAGCGACUAGUGGGCGACGAUUUGCUGGAAUUCCAUCAGGCGGUGCUGUCGACACUGCGCGAUGCCGAGGACGGUUCAAUGCAGUGCGACACAACGUCGCUGCCUUCCUUGCCGCCGCACAACCCAUUGCUCACACACACGCACGAGGAUCUGGCACGUUUGAGUGAGACGCACACCGAUCUGGAGCACGACCAGGACGACAUUAGCGAUAAUGUUCCAGCUCCGAAGCACUUGACGCUGGAGAGGCAGCUGAACAAGAGCGUGCUCAUUGGCUGGUCGCCGCCGGAGCCCGUGGGCUACAACCUGAUCGACAGCUAUCACGUCUAUGUCGAUGGCGUGCUCAAAGUCACGGUGAAGGCCAACGAACGCACACGCGCUCUAAUCGAGGGCGUCGACUCCACGCGGCCGCAUCGUAUUAGCGUGCGCAGCGUUACGCAGAACCGUCAGACGUCCAGGGACGCGGCCUGCACAAUGAUCAUUGGGCGGGACACCUCGCACUUGGGCCCCUCGGCGGUGCGCGCCUCGCACAUAACGUGUUCCUCGGCGGUUAUAUCGUGGCUGCCGGCCAAUUCCAACCACCAGCACGUGGUGUGUGUGAACAAUGUGGAGGUGCGCACCGUCAAGCCGGGCAUGUAUAGGCACACCAUAACGGGCCUUGCGCCCAGCACCCAAUACCGUGUGACCGUGCGUGCCAAGCACUUGCGUGCCGUUGGCCAGCACAGCACACAGCCUGGUCACACUGUCGGUGGAGUAGGAGCAGGCACUGCGGGCAGACCCGGCCAGGAGGAGGCACCGGGGGCCUAUGCCGAUUUUCGCACACUGACCAAGGGUCUGCCCGAUCCGCCACAGGAGAUCCAACUUGAGGCUGGUCCUCAGGAUGGCACCAUUCUGGUGACAUGGCAGCCGGUUAACAGACCCACGUCCACGGGGCCUGUAACCGGCUAUGCUGUGUACGCCGAUGGUAAAAAAGUGACCGACAUCAAUUCACCAACGGGCGACCACGCACUCAUCGACAUCGGCAAACUGGGCGUCUUCAAUCCCCGCGCCGUCACCAUUCGCACCAAGUCUCGCGAUUCACAGUCGGCGGACAGCGCGCCCAUUUUGAUACCAAACCAAGUGCGCAACGCUGUCGCCCGCCGGGGACCAAAUCAGAUGGGCAUGGGUCCGCAGCUGCCGCAGCAGGGACUCCACGGCAUGCCCAACCAGCUGCAGCAACAACAGCAGCAGAUGGGCAUGCCGGGUCAGCCUGGCCAGAUGGGGCAGCUGGGGCAGCCGCACAUGAUGCAGCAGGAUCACACGCAAUACGAUCCCAACCAGAUGCAACAGCAGGGACUCCAACCUGGCCAGCAGCCGGGCCAAACCCAGCCCGGUCAUCAGCCUGACGGAGGCUCCGGCUUGUUAGGUGGCCUGCUCGGUGGCCUCUUCUCGAAACCCACACAGAAUCAAGUGAACCAGAAUGGCUACCAACAGCCGGGCGCCACGCAGCGCGGCAUGGUGCCGGGACGACCCCAGGGACCACAGCAACAGCAGCAGCAGCAAGCUUACGGGGCACAAGGCGGUCCCAUGGGAGGUCCUCGCUUCCGCGGACCCGUGCCCGGACAGAUGGGCAUGCAGGGUCAAAUGCCUGGACAGAUGCAGGGCCAAAUGCCGGGGCAGAUGCCAGGACAGAUGCAAGGGCAGAUGCCAGGUCAAAUGCCAGGUCAGAUGCCGGGUCAAAUGCCUGGUCAAAUGCCUGGACAGAUGGCCGGACAAAUGCCUGGUCAAAUGCCAGGACAGAUGCCCGGACAGGGGCAGAUGAUGGGUCCGCGUGGUCCACUCAACCAGCAACAGCAGCAGCAGCAGCAACAGUUGCAGCAGGGUCAGCUGAUGCCGGGUCAGCAACCGGGGCAGCCACAGACGCAACAGCAGCAGCAGCAACAACAGCAGCAGAUGGCUGGAGCACAGAAGAAGCCGCGAUACUUUGUGGCCAUGUUCGACUACGAUCCAUCCACAAUGAGUCCCAAUCCCGAUGGGUGCGACGAAGAACUGCCAUUCCAAGAGGGUGACACGAUCAAGGUCUAUGGUGAUAAGGACGCCGAUGGCUUCUACUGGGGCGAACUGCGCGGCAGGCGGGGCUAUGUGCCGCAUAAUAUGGUCAGCGAGGUGGAGGACACUACGGCGCAGAUGCAGGGCGGCCAGAUGCAGAUGGGCGGCGGCGUCAUGCAGACGGGCGCCACGCCAGGCACGGCUCAAGUGAUGCCCGGUCAGGGUGUGCCGCAGCAGAGUAUGCGCAAUGUGAGUCGGGAUCGGUGGGGCGACAUCUAUGCGAACAUGCCGGUGAAACGGAUGAUUGCCCUCUACGACUACGAUCCCCAGGAGUUGAGUCCGAAUGUGGAUGCCGAGCAAGUGGAGCUUUGCUUCAAGACGGGCGAGAUAAUACUCGUCUAUGGUGAUAUGGAUGAAGACGGUUUCUACAUGGGCGAACUGGACGGUGUGAGAGGCCUGGUGCCGUCGAACUUCCUCGCCGAUGCGCCCGAUCAGUACAACAACAAUCAAAUGGGACCUGGCGGGGUCGCCGGCCGAGGCGGCCUCAGUCAGCGGGGCAGGGGCCAGGGACCCGGGGCAAGGGGACCGCCGCCGCCUCCGCGAGACAACAUGAUGCCUGGCGUGGCUGGGCCGCGAGGUCCAGUCGGCAAAAAUGCUCGCCCUGCUUCCCCUACACUGUUAGACAACACGGGCCACCCUGCCCCCGAUCACCAAACGCAGAUGAUCGGUCGCGUUGGUAAUGUUGGCCUGCAGCAACAGCAACAACAGCAGCAGCAGCAACAACAACUCCAGCAACAACAACAACAACCGUAUGGUCAGCAACAGACGCAAAUGGGGCAGCAGCAAACUCAACAGCAGCAGCAGCAGAUGGGCAUGGGACAACCUGGAAUGAUGGGCAUGGGACAGCAGCCGGGUCAGCAGAUGGGCCAACAGAUGGGUCAACAGAUGGGCCAGCAGAUGGGCCAGCAGAUGGGCAUGGGGCAGAUGGGACAGCAACAGCAGCAGGUGCCAGUGACGACGCAGGCACAAACGGGCGGACUUUUCUCCGGUGCAACGAGCCUGCUCUCUGGUGCUACUUCGGCUGCCACCGGUGGUCUAUUUGGGUCGAAGCAAGCGCCCAAAACGGAUCCAAUGCAACCACCUGGUGGUGUGCAGCCAACGCAGCAACAAGCAAACGCCUUUGGUGCCCAACAGAUGCAGCAGCCGGGCAUGCAACAGCAACCGGGUAUGCAACAGCAACCGGGCAUGCAACAGCAACCAGGCAUGCAACAGCAACAACAACAAGUGCCACCGCAAGCCCAGCCACCGCCGCAGGGGCCGGGCGCCGGUCUGCUGGGAGGCCUCAAGGGCAUUGCAGCAGCGGCGCCCGGCGGCGAUGUCCUCUCGAAAGGCAAAGAUCUAUUUGGCAAAUUCGGGUUUGGCUUUGGCAAAUAACCCCGGUCAUUCCAUAGGGUCCUGUUAUAUUAUUCGUAGAUUAGACUUAUUUGAUAUGAUUAUGAUUAUUGCUAUGAUUACUAAGCUAAUAUACAUAUAUAUAUACAUACAAACAUAUAUACAUAUAUAUAUACAAACACAAUUAUACAAGAAAUACGUUCAGAAGAGAGAUUUCUCAGAUCUCUGACGUCUCUGAUGAUGUUGUAACUGUUUGUUGAUCAAGAAUGAUACAACUAAUAGAACUAAAUAAUGAUAAUAUUUUUUAUUAAUACAAUUGAUAGAAAUAUUUGGUAGAAUCCAGAAACAGCAACAACAACAACAUGAACUACAAAAACAAAGAUUGAAAGAAAAACAGAAAAGUCUAUCAACAGCAGCAACAUCAACAACAACAUCAUUCCAGGACACACACACACACACACAUACAUAAAUUGUUGUAAAAUUGAUUAAAUAAAUUAAAUUUCCAGUUUAAGUAAAUUGAUAGCAAAACCAAAAAAAGAAAACUAAAAAUAUAUAUAAAGAAAUUGAACAAAAAAGAAAAACUAACUAAAUGAUAAACAAAUGUAGAGACACACACACACAAAGUAGCAUGAAGAGAGGUGGUGAGAGGGUGUGUGUGUGUGAGAGAGAAAGAGAGAGGGAAGGGGGGGAAAUACAUACAUAUAUUAUAUACAUACAUACAUUAUAUUUACAAUUAUUUGUUAACGCACAUUGUUAAAUUUGCUACUGUUGCUGACCAGUUUAUAAAUAAAAACCAAACCAAAAAAAAAAAAAUACGAGUAAAAUGAAAACAAAAAGAAAACUAUAAGUGAAAUCCAAAAAACAUACAUAUAUUAUAUAUAUUUAAAAUAUAUUAAAACCAAAAAAGAAAUACACAUUUAAAUUAAAUUUAUAAAUCAAAUCCCGAAGUGAACGAACGGAAAGUUGAGCAAUAUAAAGACAAAAAAAAACCAAAAAAUAAAAACGCGUUGGACAACAAAAACUAUGAAAAAUGCAUAAAAAAUACUAAAAAAAAAAUACUUAUACAUUAGAUAUGAUACAUACAUAUAUACUAUACACACACAUACAUACACAUACAUACAUACUUCGCAUGCUUGCAUCAAAAAAGAAAAGAUCGCAAGAUCGCAGCUGCCGAGCAUUAGCUUAACAUACUAAAAUAAAAUAAUGCAACACUCUUUAAAGGCCAAGUCGCGUGACUUUGCCGAUUUCUAAUCGAUUUUCCUCUUUGUUCGACUACCAAAAAAAAUCAAAUCAAAUCAAAACCUUCCAACUACUCACACUAUUUGACUUAUCCACUGCGAUGAAUACUUGCUACUCGUACUUUCCUUUUGAAACGAUCUCUUGCUUUCUCCUGUAUAAAACAUAAACAUAAACAAACCAAAAACAAAAAAAAACAAGCAAACAAAGCAUAAAAUAUAGAAUGAUGUUUCCUAAUGUUUAAUAAUUGCUUUAGCAACACACAAAAAAAAACAAAAAAACAUAAUUGCGUGCAUACAAACAAAAAUACAUCGCGUACCUCUUGCUUUACGAUAACAGAAAGUAUAAACAUAAAACAAAAAACAAAAAAAAAAAAACAAAUACAUAUACAUAUA